AUGAGUGAGGAUAAGACAAUUGCUAAAAUUAGAGGUGGCGCUGUAUGGGACCACGGUUACGCGCAGCUUGUGCUGUAUAACUUGGCUGUUAUGGGAUCGGAGUUGGAGGUUUCGCCACCGGAGGUCAGUGGAAUUACCUUUCACGCGUGCGAGUGCGGUUUCAGCUGCGACAACGUCUUCGGUUACGAAGUGGUUUUCGGAAGUGGCGAAGUCAUCUAUGCUGACGAAGGCUCUCGCCACGACCUUUGGCUUACCUUGAAAGGCGGCUCAAACAAUUUUGGCAUUAUCACACGCUUUGAUGUAGCUAUGAUUCCUCAAGAACAAAUGUGCGACUUUAUGAAGCCAGGAAAUUUCGACAGUGCAGCCACGAUGGGAGUAUUCUUGGACUAUUCAGUUGGUGAAUUCCUUCUUUCUGAUGCCAUGUGGUACACAAAGGAUGUAGAGAAACCCGACGUUUAUGACGCCUUCACCGAGAUUCCGAACUUAGGGGGCUUGUCGGAGCUUAAUACUACUGAUAAUAUCGUGGAGGUGUUCGGAAAGGAUAUCCCAUCCGACGAGAAAAGGUAA
This is a messenger RNA of Penicillium taxi, 567 nucleotides long. RefSeq lists its product as uncharacterized. The coding region runs from base 1 to 567 and encodes 188 amino acids. The record is from RefSeq and is a predicted model, not a curated record. NCBI's taxonomy places the organism in Eukaryota, Fungi, Ascomycota, Eurotiomycetes, Eurotiales, Aspergillaceae. Gene Ontology annotation, molecular function: flavin adenine dinucleotide binding. The transcript has 3 exons.